Molecule: messenger RNA, 2045 nt
Organism: Ruditapes philippinarum (Manila clam)
Lineage: Eukaryota; Metazoa; Mollusca; Bivalvia; Venerida; Veneridae
Exons: 5
Coding region: 152-2014 (620 amino acids)
Source: RefSeq, a predicted model, not a curated record
GAGUGUUUAUAUAAAUAUUUAAGUCGUUGAUGGGAUGAGAUACAAGAGCUCUAGUUGAAAAUAAUUCCUUAUAUUAUUUAAAAGUUUGACUUGGUUUAGAGAAAACGACUGAAUCGGUGAUAACUUUCAAGGCACUAUUUUACCAGGAGGAAUGGCAUCUGAAAAUAGCUGCACACAAAAUUUUGUAGAAGAAGAUUUGGAAAAAUGCAAUAGCAUACGAAAGGUAAUGUCAAUGCUGCCUUGUUUCAGUCAGAAUAUGGAUAGUGUGGAACAAGAUGUUAAAAAGGCCAAUGGUAGACGUAAGAAAUGGUGUGGUUUUAAAAGAACGAUGGUCAUUCUGGUGGUUGUUGUGUUUGCAGUUUCAAAUUUUGCUACUAUGAUAUAUGUCUUCGGAAAUAAACAGUCGACAUUUAACCGAGAUGCAAUAAAUAUUGAUAGUGGGUCAUCUAGUGCUCCGUCAAGACAGACAGCGGAUGCAGCAAUGUCAAGAUUAUUCUUAAGCAUUGGAUCGGGUCAUCUGUUUCAACUACAAGAAUGCCAGGGAACACAGUACAAGGUGACUUUUCCGGAUAUUGACUACGCUUUGAUGGGUUACAACGUUCUACGAGGUUACCCAUUGGCAACAGGACACGAUCCUGGUUUCACGUUGCCAAUAUUUACUGCCGACUAUAAGAACGGGGUUCAGACUGCUGACUGCCGAUAUAAUGUUCCGAAGGGUCUUGUAGUGGCUCCUGAUGUCUCCUGUGUUACAUCGUUUUCGUCAAAGGUAGUGCAAACCAGUUACGAGUAUGCACAAUCGCUGUCAGUAUCCGCCAGUGUUAAUGGAGGUGGAUGGGGUGUUAGCUUUUCGGCAAGCGCCGGGUAUAAAGAAUCUUCAUCUGAAAUGGCUUCCGGCGAGUCAGUUUUUAUUAUAUCUACCGCUAAAUGCAACUACUAUUUUACUAAAUUAGUCCAACGCUCACCCCCGCCAUUUAAUCCUGAUUUCUUUCAAUGGAUUUUGCGAUUGAAUAAUACAGAUAAUACAGAUAUCUAUAUUGAGUUCUUUGAAACAUACGGGACUCAUUUUGCCACCGAAGUAAAAUUUGGUGCAAGAUUUACAUACGAACAUAAAAUGAAGUCCGAAACAUUUCAGUCACAGAGUGAAAAAGGGAUUGACGUUGGUGUUUCAGCAAGCUACUCGGGUGCAGUUAGCGCUGGUGCAAGCUUUUCAAUGGAAUAUUCACAAAAAGAAAAAGCUUCCGAUUUCUCUAAAUCAGUAGAAACGAAAACGAUUACAGUCGGGGCAGCGCCUCCUGCUAACGGAGAUGCUAUGACGUGGGCAUCCACGGUAAAAGAGAGUCCUGUACCAUCUGAAUACAAACUAGAGUCCAUAGAAGAGCUGUUCACGGAAAGGUACAUGGAUAAGACCAAAGUUAAUGUAAACCUCGAAAAGAUAUCUCAAACUAUUAGAAAGUAUAAAUCGGUAUACUGUGAAUACUUACUUGCAAAAGGGGACAUCGAGUCUUGCCAGGCUCUCACACCUGGAUUAAUGCUUAGCAAAACGAGAUUAUAUGCACAUUAUGCAGAACACAUAUUGUCAUAUAAAGAAUGCGUCGAUUAUUGUUUAAGGCAGAUGGAAUGCUCGGCUGUAACAUAUUGCGAUAAAUGUAGCAGCUCAGAUGUUCAUCACAAAACGUGCUAUCUCUACAAAAAAGAUACUCGUUUUGAAAUAGCAGCUGGUAACGAGAAAGAAUGGAAAAGUCUUUUCUUUGUCGGAAAAGUUAAUGCCAACCUAGUUCUUCACAACACGACGGUUGUCGGAAUUGCCAGGAAAUAUCAACUUAAGAAAGGUGAAACAAUUGACGAAUUGAAAUGUCACAUAAUGUGCGUUCAAGAUGUUCAUUGUGUCGUUUACAGCUAUUGCGUUUGCCCAGGUAUCGAUCAAAAAUGUACACUGUAUAGUAUUGAAAACGUGUUAGGCUUCAAAGUGGAGGAAGGGACCAUGUCAGUUUUCGUUACUAAACAUACUUUCUGAGACGGACUACGAAAUACCUGUGUAAUUAUAA